Messenger RNA from Lactuca virosa, 453 nucleotides. NCBI's taxonomy places the organism in Eukaryota, Viridiplantae, Streptophyta, Magnoliopsida, Asterales, Asteraceae. The record is from the annotation of a GenBank genome assembly.
AUGUGCAGUUUUGUUUCUGGUUUCGAUGGCGUUGAAGGCACACACAGAGAGAGUAAUGUGCGAUUGGACGGAGGUGAAACGGCGCGACCGGUGCAAUCUGACAUUGAUGAGAUUAUCUCCUUCUACGUAACAAAUAUUCCAAGAGAUGUGAAUCGUUCUAAGCUUUGGAAGCCCUGUGCAAAGCUUGGAAGGCUUGUGGAUAUCUGUAUCCCAGGUAAAAGAGAUGAAGGUGGUUCCUUUUUUGCGUUUGCGAAAUUCACAAAGGUUGCCAAUACAUAUGACAUUGUGAAGGGCCUGAACGAGAUCUUAAUCGGAGGUCUAAGGGUGAAAGCAAACAUUUCAAAGCAUCCCCGCAAGCCCCCUCCACAAGUGAUUCGCAAGAAGAUGACCCCCAACCGUCCAUCUACCCGGCCCCACCUUCUUAAAGAGACUCUAGAUCUUUUGCUGAAGUGA